Messenger RNA from Herpailurus yagouaroundi (jaguarundi), 2558 nucleotides. RefSeq names its product olfactory receptor 6C74-like. Gene Ontology annotation, biological process: G protein-coupled receptor signaling pathway. Gene Ontology annotation, molecular function: olfactory receptor activity; G protein-coupled receptor activity. The record is from RefSeq and is a predicted model, not a curated record. The coding region runs from base 545 to 1573 and encodes 342 amino acids. The transcript is spliced from 6 exons. Gene Ontology annotation, cellular component: membrane. Lineage: Eukaryota; Metazoa; Chordata; Mammalia; Carnivora; Felidae.
UUUCGCUCUGAAGAAUGUUUGUGGAGUUCCUCAUGCUGUCCAUUCUGGAAAUGCCUCUUGCAUCAUUGCUUCCCAACCUGCAAAGCAAAUCCUUUCCUUCAAGUGGAAUCCUACAAGGAAGCAGAGAGGUCAGGAAGCGGAAAUGCAUUUUACCUGCCCUGGAAUUCAUUUAAGAAGAAUACCGUGUUCAAGAGACCAGUUUGAGUGAGGAGGCUAAUGUCUUCCACCAUGCCCCAGAGCAUUUGCCCAGCAAGCAGGGUCUCCUGCUGGUGGUGGCUGAUGUAGGAGCAGAAUGCGAGUUUGGGGAACCUGGGGCCUGCAAGGAAGGAUUUCAUCAGGCAAGAUUGCCAUGGAGCUUUCCCUUUGGUUUACUCCAGUUUUGUUCAAGGAAAAGUAUGUCUCAUUUAAGAGUGUUCUUCCCCACCCUGCGUUCCAUUAGCCUAGGAGAAAAUUCCUGGCUUGUCGGAAGAAAAGAGAAGCAUAUUGUCAAAGAAACUGUUUCCUGUAAGCUGCUUCUUGAUCCAACAGAGUUGAUGACAGAGAAAUGGAGAUAAACAUGGAGGUGAGGAAUGAGACAACAAUCCAAGAAUUCAUUCUGGAAGGGUUUCCUGCCAUCCAGUACCUGGGGAACAUCUUCUUCCUGAUGCAUCUGCUGGCAUAUCUGGCCUCUAUCACAGGAAAUAUGGUGAUCAUCAUUAUCACUUGGGCUGACCAUCGCCUCCAGACACCAAUGUAUAUUUUACUCAGCACUUUCUCCUUCUCUGAAUGCUGUUUUAUUACCACAGUUAUUCCUAAACUGCUGUCCAUCUUUCUUUCAGGAAGGCAAACAAUUUCCUUUACUUCUUGUCUCACACAAGCCUUUUCUUUUCUGUUCUUUGGGUCAAUAAUUUUUUUCCUGAUGGCUGUGAUGUCCUUGGAUCGAUACCUGGCCAUUUGCAAACCUCUGCACUACCCGGCCAUCAUGAACCUGAGGGUUAGUUUCCUUCUGGCUUUCUUCUGCAAUGCUUUGUCCUUCAUCUUGAUCACUGGUCUGGUGCUCAAGGUUUCUCAGUUAUCCUUCUGUGGCCCCAAUGUCAUCUCUCAUUUCUUUUGUGACCUCGGCUCCCUGAUUCAUCUCUCUUGUUCUGACACUGGGUCUGUUGAAAUAUAUGUCCUCUUCCUUGCUCUGCUUGUCAUUCUGAUAUCUCUCAUUUUAACCAUCAUUGCAUACAGCAAUAUAGUGGUCACAAUUGUGCGACUUCCAUCAGCCAAGGAGCGACAGAAAGCUUUCUCCACCUGCUCCUCUCACCUCAUCGUCCUCUCUCUGAUGUACGGCAGCUGUGUCUUUAUAUACGUGAAACCAAAGCAAACAAACAGGCUGGACUCCAACAGGGAGGCUGCCCUUGUGAACACAGUGGUGACCCCACUGUUGAACCCUGUCAUCUACACUCUGCGGAACAAGCAGGUCCACCAGGCUCUGAGGGAUGCUCUGUCCAGGGUGAGGUUGCAGAAACAGAGCUUUGGAGGCCCACAGCAAGCUCUCCAUUUCUUGGAAGAUAAUAGUUGCAAGAGGAGGAAGUCCUGCCUGCCAUGAGGUGACUCCUAUGUGUGACUGGCCUCAGGGACCGUGGUGAUUUGUGGACUUACUGGGGACAACUGGAACAGAAGCAGAAGCUCCUUCAGGCUGGGGGUAAGCACUCUGGUUUCACAAGCAGCACUUUAGGGGAUCUGGCCCACAAUGGGUUAGUGAGAGUGACACAUUCCACACUCCCAGUGUUUAGCCUAUUUUUGAGAUACUAGAGCCAAACACCAUCUUAAGAAAAGUCAUUGAUUGAGAGGACUGAAGAGAGAAGAAUGUUCACUGAGUUUCAUGGAAGAGUCAGUGUAUGUGUGCCAGGUUCCCAGAAUAUCCUCUUAAGUAGGUUAAUCCUGUGACCUACUGUCAGUCCCACCGCCCUCACAGGCCAGCAUGAACCCAAGGGGUGGGUGGUCAAUUCUGGACUUACAGUUCAUGUCCUGUUGUUGAGCAGCACCCAAUGUCUCUGGUCUCUAGUUUCUUCUAUAAAAUUCUUGAGCUAAAGUAGAUGCUCUCUAAGCCCUGUGUCAUUCCACAGGCCAGUAACUCAUCAGUGAUUAUAACUAAGGGUAGAAACAAGUAAGCUAUGAAGCUAAUCUUUCACUUAAGGUUAAGAAAUCAUCAACAAUAAAUUUACUCCCAUUUUAAAAUAUUUUGUCACCGCAUUUGGAAACAGCAGGUACUCUGGAGUCAGGUAUUCUGGCUAAAGUCCCAGUUAUGUGACCCAAGUUCUCUGGAACUCUCUAAGCCUCAGUUUCCGCUUCUAUAAAAUAAGGGGUUCAUGGUUAUUGUGAAGAGUCAUAGAAAUACUGAAUUUCAAUGACCCAACACAGAACAAGCAUAGAUCCUCAACAGAUGAUGAUGAUGACAGCUUGGACAACAGAAUGUGUUGCAUUAUUAAAAGGGAUAUUCAAAGGGAAUGUUACUAACAUCACUCUUAUGUUUACUUACAAACUGAUAAUAUCAUUAAAAACAAUAAAAUAUAUAACUACAAAAAUGUCAA